UCGCGAUUAAUCCGCAUUUUGCUUCAAAGAAAAAAAAUUGCCAACCGCUGCUUAAAUCGGACGCAUCGAGUGAAUCGCGACGGUUUCGUUCAAAAAAAAUCGUAUUUUUGUUCGGUGAAAAAGUGCCCAUUUGUGCGGUGGUUCUGAGGGUACCCCUUGUUUCUUAUUCUUGCUAGACCGGACACCAACCAGCCACCACCAUGGACGCGAUCAAGAAGAAGAUGCAAGCGAUGAAGCUUGAGAAGGACAAUGCGGCCGAUAAAGCCGAUGCCAUGGAAGGGCAGGCGAAGGAUGCCAAUUCCCGCGUGGACAAACUCAAUGAAGAACUGCGCGAUCUUCAGAAGAAACUGUCGCAGGUCGAGCAGGACUUGGUCAGCACCAAGAACCACCUGGACCAAGCCAACAAGGAUUUGGAAGAAAAGGACAAGGCUCUGGUCGCUGCUGAAUCUGACGUCGCUGCCCAGAACAGGAAGCUGCAGCUGAUUGAGGAGGAUCUUGAGCGCUCUGAAGAACGUCUCGCCACUGCCACCACCAAACUGGCUGAAGCUUCACAGGCCGCUGAUGAAAGCUCACGUAUGUGCAAGGUGUUGGAGAACCGCUCCCAACAAGAUGAGGAGCGCAUGGACCAGCUGACCAACCAAUUGAAAGAGGCCCGUCUCUUGGCUGAGGAUGCCGACAACAAAUCCGACGAAGUUUCCCGUAAGCUGGCCUUCGUUGAAGACGAGCUUGAAGUAGCUGAAGAUCGUGUUAAAGGUGGUGAUGCCAAGAUCAUGGAACUGGAAGAAGAACUGAAGGUCGUCGGCAAUUCUCUGAAAUCUUUGGAAGUGUCCGAGGAAAAGGCCAAUCAAAGAGUGGAAGAAUUCAAGAAACAACUGAAAUCCUUGACUGUCAAGCUAAAGGAAGCCGAAGCUCGUGCGGAGUUCGCCGAAAAGACUGUGAAGAAGUUGCAGAAGGAGGUUGACAGGCUUGAAGAUGAAUUGGGUAUCAACAAGGACAGAUACAAGUCCCUCGCCGACGAGAUGGACUCCACUUUCGCCGAAUUGGCCGGUUACUAGAGCGCAUCACUCAAUUUUCCUAUUUUAAUAUCGUUAAAGAAAAAUUGUGUAUAUUGUAUUUUUGAUGUAAACUUACUAUUACUUUGUUCUAAUGCACCAUCACUACUAUUUAUACGUUUAAGAUCCUGUGUAAUAAAACCGUUUCGGAAAUGUAAAUGUUUUAGUUUCGAGUAAGUGCAAAAUUAGAUCGAUUGCCGACUCAUAGCGUACAUGGUCAGUGGUUUGUUGUGUCUUGUUUAUUUCAUUAAAAUAAAAGCAUUCAUGUGUG
Messenger RNA from Dendroctonus ponderosae (mountain pine beetle), 1323 nucleotides. Its product is annotated as tropomyosin-1. The transcript is spliced from 7 exons. Gene Ontology annotation, biological process: muscle contraction; actin filament organization. The coding region runs from base 201 to 1055 and encodes 284 amino acids. The record is from RefSeq and is a predicted model, not a curated record. Gene Ontology annotation, molecular function: actin filament binding. Gene Ontology annotation, cellular component: actin filament. NCBI's taxonomy places the organism in Eukaryota, Metazoa, Arthropoda, Insecta, Coleoptera, Curculionidae.